Jatropha curcas is the source of this 2543-nucleotide messenger RNA. RefSeq names its product terminal EAR1-like 1 (gene TEL1). NCBI's taxonomy places the organism in Eukaryota, Viridiplantae, Streptophyta, Magnoliopsida, Malpighiales, Euphorbiaceae. Gene Ontology annotation, molecular function: RNA binding. The record is from RefSeq and is a predicted model, not a curated record.
ACUUUCUUUCUUGAGUGAAGAUACUUAGAGAGAAGCUAGCAAACAAAUGUACUAUUAGUUCCGCUGAGAACUUUCCCUUCAUCGGAAAACUGUUUUUUCCAUUCUUUAUAGCGGUUUAUCGAAAGACCACCACUAUGGGCGAAACCGGUAUUGUCCGCUUUCCGGGGAGUUUAGACCCAAGAGCCCAAGAGUUCAGACCAAGAAAUAAUCCUAGCAACGUUAACUUCACUCAACAAAUUCCUCUCUUCGGACCGCCCCCACUGCCACCACCACCUCCCCCGCACCAGCUCUACUAUCCCUACGCUCCUCAAGCUGUGCCGUUUAGUGAUGGAGGAGUUGUAGGGUACCCGCAGUAUCAUACUAGUCCUCCAGCAUACGUUAGCACCGCCCCGCCUCUCCCGCCACAGUCGGCGGCGCCAACGCGAACACUAGUGCUGAAUUUGGUACCGACCGAUGUAAGCGAGUCGAUGAUUAGGAGAGAAUUAGAAGUAUUUGGAGAAGUAAGAGGGGUUCAGAUGGAGAGAAUUUGUGAUGGAAUCGUAACCGUCCAUUUCUACGAUCUUAGACAUGCAGAGCAAGCCUUAAAGGAGGUACGAGAGCAACACAUGCACCAGCAAACCAGGAUAAGAAAUCUCUUCGCUACCUUGGAGCAAAGUCCUGGAUUUCUUGGACCAGGAGAGAACUUACUUGCACCACCGCCACCAGCGGCGCGUGGACUCAUUGCUGGUUGUGCAGUGUGGGCCCAAUUUAUUAUUCCGCCAUGUAACACCGUUCCAGACGGGCAUAACCAAGGGACAAUAGUUGUUUUCAAUUUAGACCCGAAUGUUUCUACUUCUUCCCUGGAAGAAAUUUUCCAAGCUUUUGGUUCUGUCAAGGAAUUGAGGGAGACGCCAUUAAAGAAGCAACAAAGAUUUGUAGAGUUUUAUGAUAUAAGAGACGCAGCUAAGGCUCUUAGAGAGAUGAAUGGAAAAGAAAUUUAUGGCAAACAAGUUGUUAUUGAGUUUAGUCGCCCUGGUGGUUAUAGCAGAAGGUUUUUCAAUGCCUCUAAAACCACUUCCAUUAAUAAUACAAUCGCGAAUGCAAAAUUUUCAAGGUAUGCUCCACCACAGCCUCCUCUUUCUCCACCUCCACCUCCACCUCCACCAUUGCCUAGAAGAUUCUCCAGCCGUUCACCUUCUAAUAUUCCUCCGCGAGCAUUUCUUGCUCAAACACAAUCCUCCUCUGCGAAGAAAAUAUCGAAUUUUAGCAAAGGAAACCCUAACGAGAAUAUUAACGAUAAGAGUUCAAUUGAAGAUUCCAUGGUUUGUUUGUCAAUAAGUGGCGGAGACGGAGAUGGAGUUGCUGAUAAAGUUAGUGAUGGGUCUUCAAAGAGAAAUGCAAAGAAAAGUCUGAAUAAGGAGACUUGUGCUGCAUCUACAAAACAGCAACAUAAAAGUAGGCCAUGGAAGAGCAGACAAACAAAGAAAUUUGAUACUCGUUUUCUAAUAAAUGAAGAUGCUAUGGUGGAAUCGAAUUGUAGUGAUUCUAGGACCACUGUCAUGAUCAAGAACAUACCCAACAAGUACAGUCAGAAGUUGCUCUUGAACAUGCUAGACAACCACUGCAUUCACUGCAACGAGCAGAUUGCCGACGGCCAGGACCAGCCCUUGUCCUCCUACGAUUUUGUCUAUCUCCCAAUUGAUUUCAAUAACAAAUGCAAUGUGGGAUAUGGGUUCGUGAACAUGACUUCUCCCCAGGCAACAAGGAGACUUUACAAGGCUUUUCACCAUCAGCAUUGGGAGGUCUUCAAUUCUAGAAAAAUCUGUGAAGUCACUUACGCCAGAGUUCAGGGAUUAGAAGCUUUAAAAGAGCACUUCAAGAACUCAAAGUUCCCUUGCGAGAUGGAUCAUUACCUGCCAGUGGUGUUUUCACCUCCGAGAGACGGAAGGCAACUGUCGGACCCUCAACCCAUUGUCGGUCAAAAGCAAAACCUUCCCGUGAUUCUUGGUUUUCCGAUGGACCCUACUGAUCUCAAAGACAAAGAUACUGACCAAGAAGAAGGAGAAGAUGAAGAAGACCUCAACCGCAGCAGCAGCUACAGCUAGAGCUACAGCAGCCGAAACGGCGGCGAUAUGGGUGAUGACGACAAAGACAGUAGCAGUGACAGCCAAAAAUAGAAGGAAAAAUAGAGGCGAUGAUUCUCUCUUGGAACUGGAAAGCUUUAGCUGUGAUCAACACAGCUGCACCCAAUGAGGUCCUUGUUGAGCUCCGAGCCAUCUUCGCUAGUUCUCUCGUAUAUGGAUGUAUAGCCCUUCCUCACCCUCUCACAGCAUAGUCAAGCUUUCCUGUCAACUUCAGGUCAGCUCACCUGACCUUGGCCUGACCACCAUCACCUCAUUAUUAACUCAACUCUCGGUGUAAUCUUUGUAUUUGUACUUUGAAGUUGCUAGGGUAUUAGCAAAGAAUUAAUUACAAGUUAACUCUUUUGUUUUUCUUUGGUUAUUAUAAGUGUAAGACUUGUAGCAUGGAAGAAGUUUAACCAAGAAGAUCACUUUCUUCUUCUU